Molecule: messenger RNA, 1253 nt
Organism: Juglans microcarpa x Juglans regia
Lineage: Eukaryota; Viridiplantae; Streptophyta; Magnoliopsida; Fagales; Juglandaceae
Exons: 3
Coding region: 175-969 (264 amino acids)
Source: RefSeq, a predicted model, not a curated record
UCUCAGCAAGUGUCCAGCCGGUGGUUCAACGGCCUGUUUUUAUCUCUUUUGUUUGUUUCUUGCUUUGGAGAGAUAGAGAGAGAGAGAGAGAGAGAGAGGGAGAUGUUGGAGAAAAAGAGAGAGAAGAUACAGAGGGAUACUGAAGUGGGAUUGGGUGGUUGAGAUCGAGAGAAUAUGGAGGAGCGGUCCCUGGACUAUGUACUGGUGCCCUCGGGUCUGCUGCUGAUGGGAGUAUACCAUGUCUGGCUUUUCGUCACUAUACUGUAUAAUCCCAGGCGAACUGUCAUUGGCAUCAAUGCCGAGUGUAGGCAAGCAUGGAUCUUCUCCAUCAUGAAUGAUCCCAUGAAGAAUGGAGUUUUGGCAGUUCAAACAAUUCGUAACAACAUUAUGGCAUCUACACUCUUGGCAACUGUAGCAAUCACACUCUGUUCACUGAUAAGUGUUGUUGUGAGCACCACAUUGAAUAGUCCUGGCGCAGCAUCAAAAUCAGCUUAUACCAGUGAGACUAUCUUCUCAGUCAAGUACUUCUCUAUUUUGGUGUGCUUCCUUGUUGCCUUUCUUUGUUGUAUGCAAUCAGUUAGAUAUCUUUCCCACGUUAGCUUCAUGGUUACGGCGCCUGCAUUGAAAGAUAAAAAGGAUUCUAUUGAGUAUGUUGCAAGAAACUUGAACAGGGGAAGCUUGUUGUGGUCGCUUGGGUUGCGAGCAUAUUAUGUGUCAUUCCCUCUCUUUCUCUGGAUCUUUGGACCUGUACCCAUGUUCGUGUGUUGCUGCAUAAUGCCAUUUAUUCUCUAUUUUUUGGACACCACUGGCUGUUUUACACUACAGAUUCAAAAGUUCAUGGAGGACGUAAAUGCCAAUGAUGUGGAAUCAGUUCAUCAAUCUACGGGAACUGCCAGGGUUGAGGACUCCCUUCUUCGCUCUCCUCUACUUACAGACAAGAACCAAGUUUAUAAUGCUAACGUUGCUUGAAAAUCUGCAAGAUAUUUUGUCUACACAAGUACGAGACAUAUUGCUACUGCCCACUAAGCUGCAGUGAAUCUCCAUUUUAUUUCUGCUAGAGUUGCCUUAAUUAUAGAAAUGCCUUCGGGUGUUAUUUAAGGUAGUGAAUGCCAUCUUGCUGGUUUGUUCUUAUCAUCUAUUAUGAGAUUGCUUCAUACCUCUUCAAUGGCUACAUAUUUUGCCUUUUAGACUUCUGUUAAAAAAAACAUUGACCGUGAAAUCUUUGAGAUGAUAGAUUUUGUGUCUAGUUUGUA